This is a messenger RNA of Phalacrocorax carbo (great cormorant), 8002 nucleotides long. Lineage: Eukaryota; Metazoa; Chordata; Aves; Suliformes; Phalacrocoracidae. The record is from RefSeq and is a predicted model, not a curated record.
GGCGGGACUGCGGGGCACCGGCGGGGCUGCGGGCGGGGUCGCGCCCGCGGCCGGCAGCCGUCUCUGCGCCCUGAGCCAGCCGGGCUUCGCCGGGUGCCGGCGGUGCGCUCUCCCGCCGCGGGGCUGCACAAUGGCAGUCGUUCCGUAGGAUGGAUCCUGCCGUGGCUUUUGUUCUGCAGAUCCACCCAUCCUCCUAGCAGUCAAGUACCAGGCUAUGGUUUUUUUUUUUCUCCCUGGGGAUCUUUCUUCCGCGUUUUGCCGGUGUCUCCGAUGAGGUUUUGGCCUCGGCUGGGAUUUCACUACCUUACUUUUCGUUUGGCUUCGUGCUGAAACAGAAACAAAAACCAAACCAAAACAAAAAAGGGAUUUCUUUUAUUUUCUCUCCACGCUUUUGGUUCUAAUCCAGCGUUGAUCUAGGGGGAAUAACCAUUCAGCCUGGCUGAAAAAAAAGCAUCCGUUGAAAAGUCUCAAAGAAAUACACCACGUGAGGAAAAAAAACUGGGAGAAGAUCGGAAUAUAAUCGGUUUUUCUAUGAUAAAACUGGUGCCCCUCUUCAGGAGAACUGGUCUCAAUUUAUUAUUAUGCAACCACAAGGAUCUCUUCUUUCUCAGGGUGUAUAAGCUGCUGGAUUGCUUUUCGCCCAAAUCAAUGUGGUUUCUUUGGAACAUUUUCAGCAAAGGAUCGCAUAUGCUGCAGUGUCUUUGUGGCAAGAGUCUUAAGAAAAACAAGAACCAAACUGAUCCCCAGCUCAAGGGUAUAGUGACCAGGUUAUAUUGCAGGCAAGGCUACUACUUGCAAAUGCACCCCGAUGGAAGUCUCGAUGGAACCAAGGAUGACAGCAGUAAUUCUACAUUAUUCAACCUUAUACCAGUGGGACUUCGAGUUGUUGCUAUCCAGGGUGUAAAGACUGGGUUGUAUAUAGCCCUAAAUGGAGAAGGUUUCCUCUACACAUCAGAACUUUUUACACCAGAGUGCAAAUUCAAGGAGUCUGUUUUUGAAAAUUAUUAUGUAAUCUACUCAUCCAUGCUCUACAGACAACAGGAGUCCGGGAGGGCCUGGUUCUUGGGGCUGAACAAAGAAGGGCAGGUCAUGAAAGGAAACAGAGUGAAGAAAACAAAACCAGCAGCUCAUUUUCUACCCAAGCCAUUGGAAGUUGCCAUGUAUCGAGAACCAUCUUUGCAUGAUAUUGGAGAAACAGUGCCAAAGGCUGGGGUAACUCCAAGUAAAAGCACAAGUGCAUCUGCAAUAAUGAAUGGCGGCAAACCAGUUAACAAGAGUAAGACGACAUAGCCAGAUCCUCACAGGUGUUGUGACUUACUGAGUCCCGAGUACAGUUGAGCGAUUUAUCCUUGCCAGACUUCCCCUCUGCAGUGUCUGUGGAUCAGCUUGCGGCAAGUCACUGGCUUGCCCGUUGCUGUUUCUGAACUGAGUCGUUGCAAGCGGAUAAAUCUCAACAUGUAGCUCUACCCACAACAAGAAGACACCUGGAUGAACCAGCUAAACUCAGACCAUGGAAUGCCCUACCAGAUAUUGGAAUGCCUUUUUAAUAUCUUUUCUGUGACUGUGACACUUCAUGUGAAUGACAUAUUUCACAAGUACACUUGAUACCUUGCCUGCUGACAAUUGCCCAUAAUCCCUUUUUGAGUCCAGUUUCAGCAAAAUCCAUGUGUUUAAGUUCUAUUUUGUAGCACACAAAUAAUCAAGUAAUUUCUAGUUAGAUGCUGUAAACCUGUGCUAUUAUGGAUUUCUCUUCUUCCCUUUUUUAUAAGGCUGCUCGCUCCACUGUCUGUGACCUUUGGCAGGGAUUGUGUUUCUCUAUAACUUAAGUGUUACUGGUGGCUUAGUUUUGAAAGCAAUCAGGGAAUCAGGAAGCCUUCAAAAAUCUAUUAUUACAAAUUAUAUCUAUAAAGAAUAGGAUUGUUGUCUCUGGCUUACAAUAUUGAUUAAAUGUGAAUACUCUUUAGUAACAGAUACUGUGCUUCUAAGGUUGGCAUUAUAGUGGAGGGAAGAGUGUCAAACACAACCAACCAACAGGAAGUUUUCUGCAACGAGUGUUUGGCAUCCCCCUAUAGUUUCUUUUUGUGUGUGUGUUUUAUACAUAUCACAGGCUUACUGGUAAUGGUAACAUUUGCCUUGCCCAGCGAGCAAGACCCACUCAUUUUUGGGAAAGUGGGUCCAAAGAAUUUUGUAGGCCUUGUAGGCCUGAAUUAAGGCUCAUUUUUCAUCUACUAAAUCUUCAUUGUUUGAAAAACAACCACCACCAAUUAAAAAAACAAAAAACAAAACAAAACAAACAAACGUAAGUAAGACUAACCAGAAUUACGCUACCUAAAUCCAUUUCAAAUAUAAUCCUUUCCUGUUUUUAAGGAACUGAACUUAAUGCCAUUGUUAUUUUUGGCUGAAUCCCACACCUACUUAGCAAAGCAUGGGCAAGGAUGUUGUUGUGUUCUUUUUUGCAGCACCAAUGCAAAGGGUAGUUACAAAUUAUAGUUUAAUAUAUCUGGUGUUUUAAAAAAAGAAGUUUUAAAACUGGACAUAUUACCAAACUUUAUUUUUAUGUUUCGCUAAGCAUGCAAAGUCCGGUCCUAUGUAUCUCACUGAUAUCCCAGUAUGUACGCCCACCCAGCUUCUUAGGAUAAUAUCCCCUCCAAAUUGCUAGAUUGAAGGUGCCUUGCCUUGAUCUCUGUAUACUGUACUUUCUCCUACAUGAACCUAGAAGAAAUCAGAAACAUUAUAAAAUUGAAGCCUUGGAUCAUACUCCCAGAAACACAGUCAACACUUUGAGUUCGUCACUUGUGAACUGAAAAAAACCAAUGGGGGAGGGAGGAGGGGGAAGAUUUAGAGAAUGCCACAGAGAUGCCACUGAAGUGUUGCACGUUUAGUCACGGGCUUUCAGAAGACUGAAAAUAUGGGUUCUCUCUGUAUGCUUAAGAAGCAAUUUGUUUCUCAGAAAGGGCAACAAGGACCAAACUGUACCUCAGUCCGGAAAAUUGUGUGGCAGUGCCCUCUUGGCCUCUUGUUGUUACUUUGAUAUUUAAAGACAAAAAAAAAAAAAAAAAAAAAGAAAUAAUCCUUUCCUUUUUUAGCAUUGUGUUUCUGGAAAUUUGUUUUAUCAUAUCUUCGUGCUGAAGUCCCUAACAGAAACCACUGGUUAUUUCAAAUUCCCUGUCUGCCCAGCUGAACAACUAACUCAGUCUGAAUGAACUCUUCAUGCUAGUUUUCACGUGUUCUGUUUUUAUAGGCAACAUACAGUGCACUCUCCAAGGAGGCUACUGUAAAAGCUGCUAAAAUCUAGAUAAACAUUUUUUUCCCCCCAUAGGCCAGACUUCCUUGUUUAUUGAUGUAAUAUGAGAACGGCAAGCUAACACUUGAUGUUGGGUCUUUCUAGGGAGGGAAUGAGUUAAGCAUGAAGACCACUAUCCACGCAGAGAAAAAAAAUACAAACCUACUCCAAAAUUGCGAUAAAAAUGCAAAGAAACUUUGACUUAGUCUGUGCCCUUGCCUGCUAGCACUAAAUACAUGUGCAUGGGAAAAACAACGCUUUAUUAAAAAUUUUGGUGCACCCUUCUCAUCCCAUCUGGUCCAGUGGGAUUUGUGCACCAUCCCUGAGAAAACAAAACCAAAGCAACUCAUGUGGUGAGCUGGGGGCUUGCUCUGCCUCUGGAGGACCCAUGGGAGGCAGCAGCCUUGGUGUUGUGCUAUCUGCUGGGUCCCAGAGGAGGCCCCAGGCUUUCCUGCAAUUAUAAGAGGAGCACUUCACAAUAUUUUGAGUAAGAUAAUACUCAAAUACUUGAGUAAGAUGUAGCUGAAGGCUACAUUCUCUUUCUCUCUCACCUGAAUGUCAUAAGAGUUCAUGAGGAGGGAAUACAUGUCUUCAUGUCCCCUCCAGCCACCUUUUUACUCUCCCAGUGUAAGAGCCUGGGGAGAGACGGGGCUGGAGACCUGGCUGAGCCAUGCAAGGAGGUUCUGGGUCAUGGCCUGAUGCUACAGAAGUAAUGUUUCCAACACUAAACUUUUGAUCCUGGGUAACUGUGAUCUGCGAACCAGUUUGGGGGGCUAUAAUCAAGGCCAGAUUUAAUUUUUGUAAGCAGUCAGUACAUACUGGAAAUACAGCAUUAGGGUUUUUUUUAGUAUUAUUUUCUGGUUUUGUUUCUAUGGGAUAAAUCCAUAUGUGUGUUUAAUCCAAUGAGUAGAUGUCCUAAAAAAUAUUUUUUCUACAGUCCGUUUAAACAUAGCAAAGGGGGCCUUUGUGCUUUGUUUCCUCCCUUUAAUUUUGUCUCUUGUCUCAUCUGUUGCAUGGGAAGACGAUGGCAAGGAUGAAUUGCAUGUAAUAGGUUGUGUCUAUCAAAGAACUGUUGGUCUGUAUUACUAAAUUUACAUACAUAUAUGCAAAGAGUUUGUCUGCAUUGUGCAGUUUGUGUUUAUUCUUAUUUGUUGUAUACACAGAUUCACCACGAUGAAUAAAACAUUUAUACGAAGGCAUACCAGAAGACAACAAAAAAAAGCUUAUGUAAGAAGUAGACUGUGCAAAACAUCAUUGCACUGGCCACAGGAUGGUGAAACUUCAUGUAAAUAGGUUGGCAAACUCAGUUCUCCCCUUCUACCAUGCCAAAGAAAAUUUUAGCUCCUUAAUACAAUACCUCUCUUGCUGUUCUCCAAGAUGAGACGUCACCAUUUUCUUCCCUCUAAAAUUAAUUUUGCUGUUAAGUGAAAGCUGUUUUCAACUGUCUGUUACUACUAAAGUACUGUAUAGUAAACCUGAUGGAAUCAAUUUGUAUUUACAGAUUGGGUUUUUUGUACUUACAUGUCCAGCUGUCUGGGAACCUGCAGCGUUCCAGACCUUUUGCAUGCUUGCUUUGUAUUUUGUUGUUCUUCUGGGUUUUAUCUAAUCUCCGAGAGACUGUUUCCACAGCAAUCCAACCUCCCCUUACCAUUUCAUAUGUUAACACUGCACACAGUCAUUAUCUUUUUCCUUUUUUUUUUUUAAUCUGUAUUUCAGCUACAAUUCUACUUGGCAAAAUCAGUCACACCUGCACAGUCUUAGAAAUCCAGUUUUAAGUAGAUAACAACUAUUUCAACAAAGCACCGCUUUGUUGUACUUCAAAAAAUGUUAUAAAUACACAAAGAUCCUUAUGAGAUUGCGCACAUAAUAGAGCCUAUAGAAAAGUGUCUACAGCUUUUAAGUGCUUUGUAGUUCACAUAACACAGCUUUUGCUUAAUUUGCUGGGGUUUUUAGCCACUCUCGGUUUUUUAAUAUACUGUCAUUUUCAUAAACUUUAACUUGUGUAGAGUCAGGUUGGUUCUUAACAAACCCCCUCCUCCCCCAAAUAUAAAGUAGUUCACUUUGGCUAUGGUGUGUACCUGAAACAACACUAAGAACUGUGACUUUUUAUAUAAAUAUAUAUUAGGAAACGUUUUGUCUUGGUUUAACACCACUGUAAGCAAUGAGCUAUGAAAGCAGGCAGUUUGGUCCAUUCAUUAAAAGUGUAUCUUGCUGAUCCUUCUAUUUAUUGGUAUAAAGAAGACAUUAUUCAGCUCCCUUCAAAUGGGAAAGCAAGUAAAAUUAGACUAAGUAAGGAGGUUAUCUUUCUUUUAAAUGCCGCUUUAGAUAAACUCAUAUUCUGUGCAAAUGCAUUUUAGAAUGUCUAAUAAUGGGGUUUUUUUUUGUGAUGACUAAUGCAAAUUCUAUGACUUAUUUUUAAAGAGGUAAUAAAAUUUUCAUUCUGUUACCUAGUCACAGAAAUAUUCAACUUAGCUUUCUUCAUCCCAGUAUCAUUUAGCUAUAUCACUUAGCUGCAAAGUGAGAUGUCAUUCUGUAAAGAAGCAGGGGCGGUGCAUCAGAAGAGUCAGAGCAGGUACAUGAUUAAACGUUCAUCUACGUGUUUCUAAGGGAGUACGGCCAGGGAGAAGAAGAUCAUAAGUAGGUUAAUAACGUAUACAAGCAAAUCGAUCCACAGGUGUUUCAUGGGUGAUAUUACAGAUAUGUUAUAUACAACAGGCAGAAUCCGGCAAGCCUACUGUAGAAGCAUUCGGCACACCUCUGGACUGUGUGCUUUCUCUCGUAAGAAGAAAGCAAGGCUACAGUACCUUCUGUUUAUAAGGUUUAUCGAUCUGACCAGUACAAAAUCCCCAUUUACCCAAUUUGGUUUUGCCACCUAGAACUGCCUUUUGCCACAGACCUGGAAACAAGUUUUUACAGUCACCAGGUGUGAAGAAUCAAGCAGCGUGUUUCACUCCCUUACGCCUCUCCCUGCUUUUACAGUUUACGUAUCAGGAAUUCCUGUCACAGGGAAUGAGGUGUAAAAACACAAUUUAUUAAUACAGCUAUUAUUUUCACGUAUGUGGAAUAAUAAUCUUAUUCCUUCCAAUCUCGUUUUUCUAGUGAGGAAAUGAGCCACAAAACAGGUCUGCUGGGAGUUACAUCACCAGUUACCUCAGCGUGAAUAGCGGGGGGAAUGUUCAAGCAACAUUAUAACAAUAAAAAUUGGAAAGGAAUUUAUGUAUGCAUUACAUUUUCAGUAGUCUUAGUUAAUACUUUAAGGUUUAUAGCAAUAGCACCAUUUUGUUUGAUAAUUUACAUUUUAAUGAACCACCGACAGUAGCUGUCUUAGAAUAUGCUAAUAUUUUUCCAUACGUACCUUAACAAACAACUUGGACAACACUUUUUGAAAUGCUAUGGCUAUGUAAUCCAUUCAGUUGCUAAAAUGUUGGAGUUGAUUUUUUGUUUUAAAUUCUAAUGAAAAGUCAGAAUCAUCUUAUACCCUUUAAGUAUAUAAAUUUAAAAUGAAAGCAAAUUACAAAGUAAAAUGCAUCAAAUAUGACAUUGCAACCCUCUAAGGAACUGUUCUUUUGUCUCUGAAUAAGAGUACCUGAAAUACCACGGCUGAUCUACAGUAUAUAUAAAUCUGCCUAUCAUGCCAUGAAACGAAUCAAAAGUAGCCAUUGAACCUAGACAAGAGUUUUGAUUAUCUAGUAUUUUCUUAUUACAGUACUACGUAUAAAUGGAAGGAAAUCACGGAAAACUUUGCAUCCUUCAUUGUUUACACUCUGAUUCAGCAGAUGAAUGUAUAUGCGAAAAAACACUGAUUAUAAGAUGAUUCAGGUCAGCGGUAUUCAUAAAUAUAAACAAAACCAACAUUCUGUGCUCUCCAGACACCAGGGUUGACAAACGCAAAUAUGUUAAAAUUUAAGCAAAUAUUUCUGUUAAGCUCUACAGAGUUUAAGGGUUAGAGGUAUAAAAUAGGAACUAUAAUUUCAAGAUGAAUUUUACUUUGAAGAUUCUUUAUACCGUAUCAGUACAUUUUAGAACUCUGCCUGAUAUUUUGGUUAUCUAAAAAGAGAGCAGCUAGCAGCUUUGGGAUGUAUGUCUUGUUAUUUAGCUGCAUAACUCCUGUGUAAGUUAUGCAGGGAUCUUUGGUGAUUAUGCUCCCUGAGAACAUGGGUUUCACAAGCUUCAUUUUUAGAAAGAAAGAAUCCACAUUGAGGGGGAAAAAAAAAAAAAGGGUAAAAGAAAGAGCAAGAUACAUGGGAAGGGGGAAUAAUAAAAGUGAUUAAAUUCAUUCACAGAUUUUUUUGCAUUCUAUUACAUGUUCUGUACCACUGUAUUUUCCUAUUUCAAAACUGUCCUUUCUAGAAGAAAACUAAUUUCUAGACUAAUAAUAGAAAUACCUUUUUUGGUUGAUAUACAGUUCCCUUAUUUCUGGGUCAUGUACCUCUUCAAAAAUCAGGACCUUGGCACCUAAAUCACAAUGUUACAGUUUGGUAUUAAAAAGAAAUAUUUUCCAACCAUUUAAGCAGUUUCUCGCUCAGUCAUGGUUUCAACAAAUGUUAACACUUUUGAAACUCAAAUGUAUGUAUCUUUUUUUGCUCUAAAGAAUUCAAGGGCUGCCAAAACUACAUGUACAAAAAAAAAAUUAAGAGACUCAUAUGUAAAUAAGUUAGGGAAGUCCCAAUAGUUGUGCAUCGUUCAUAACUCAAUGUGAAUUUCACACUGAGCAGCAUU